AAAACAAGUGCAUUGCGAAUUUUACUCAAAGUCAAAAAAAAAAUAAAAAAUAAAUAAAUAAAUAAAAAUUGUCGUGCAGCUUUCGGUUAUAAAGCUAAUGUUGGAAAUUACAUCUUUAUAAGUGCGCGUGUGAUACGAAAAGGAAAAUUUCACGAAAAUGUUGAAUUCGGCACCCAUUCGUUAUACCAUUUAUGGCACAUUAUUGCUCGUGUUGUCGGAAGUUGGUUAUUACAGUUGUCGGGCGUUGAAAAAUUGGUACAAUAGCGUACGCAAGCCAAAAGAAUUGUGGGCCUUGAUUUUGACCAAUGAGCAAAGUCUGUCAUGCCUUGCUGAACAUCAGGGUAAUUCUCGUAAACUUAGUGCCAUUUCAUUAAAUGCUAGAGAACCUCUGGAUAAAAUAAGCAUAAUUGAAACAAAACUUGCGUGUGCGAAUCCAUAUUGUAUGGGUUCCAAUAUAGAUCGUAUCGUAGAUUUGUUAAAUGCGACAAAAUAUUCUAUAGAUUUAGCCAUGUUCGUGCUUACUUCAGUGAAGAUCUCGAAAGCUUUAGUGAAAGCAUAUAAACGCGGCGUCAUAAUUCGCAUAAUAAUAGAUAACGAUGGAGCUUACUCGACCAAUUCGCAAUGUGGAUAUUUAAUGAAUCAAGAUAUCGCAAUACGUUUGAACUCUCAUUUAAAUGGGAGACUAAUGCAUCACAAAUUUUGUAUACUUGACUCACCUUCGUCGGCAAAAUAUUUGUUAAAAAAACAAAAUAACUUAACUAAGCACACAUUAAAAGAAAUAAAUAAUAUAAGCAGCAUUUUAAUGAUGGGCUCUGCAAAUUGGACCAUACAGGCGUUUGCUACUAAUUAUGAAAACAUUUUAUUAACGAAUCAAAAGCAACUGAUCAAAAAAUAUUCAGAUGAAUUUCAACGUUUGUGGGAAUUGUUUGCUCCGACUUCUUCGGAACGGGCAGGUAAGUUUUCAUUAAUCAAUUUCUUUUCGAAAAAUUAUUUAUACUGUUAUUGGAACAACUAAAGGAUUCAUUCUUACUUUCGUUUAUCGCUUAUUCGCCGUUCUGACAAACUAUUUCAUAAAAAGGAUAUUGAAGUAUUUAGAUAUAUUCUCUCUCUAUCUCUCUCUCUCUCUCUCUCUCUCUCUCUCUCUCUCUCUCUCUCUCUUGUAACUUGCUUGUUUUAUGCUUUCAUGGUCAAGGGCGUACGUACCACCGUCAGUCAUAGGCAAUUAAUUUUUAGUUUAUUUUUCACUCUUUCCGUAAAGCUGUCUGUCCAGCGUUUAUUAUCUAUUUUACAAUUGCAAUUAAUCAAAUUUACGUCAGAGUCUAGCUUUUAUAUAAACUGCCACACAUUCAUUUAUGUGUGUGCACAUAUAUGUAUAUGCAUUUAGAAAAGAACAAUUUACGAAGCAACACGUGUCACAAUACCUAUUUAAAUAUAUGUAUAUGUAUUGGCCUUUUUUGCAUGGCGGCGCAGCAAAAACGGUUGCGUACCCAUUAGCGGCUGAGUUACAAAAAAAAAAAAAAGAAAAGAAAAAAAAAAAAAGUUAAAAGUAAAUAAAUAUAAAAACUAAAAUAAAAACAAAAGCCAUGAUAAUCAUAUGAAAACAUGCAAUAGUAAAAGCAACAUGUGCAACACGAAUGUUGUUAUGAAGAGUAGAAAAAAAGAAGAACAUAAAAAUACAUGAAAUUAUAAUUAUGAAU
Messenger RNA from Glossina fuscipes, 1697 nucleotides. Its product is annotated as mitochondrial cardiolipin hydrolase-like. The record is from RefSeq and is a predicted model, not a curated record. Lineage: Eukaryota; Metazoa; Arthropoda; Insecta; Diptera; Glossinidae. Gene Ontology annotation, cellular component: mitochondrion. Gene Ontology annotation, biological process: piRNA processing. Gene Ontology annotation, molecular function: RNA endonuclease activity producing 5'-phosphomonoesters, hydrolytic mechanism. The transcript has 3 exons. Bases 158 to 1015 code for a protein of 285 amino acids.